Molecule: messenger RNA, 2279 nt
Organism: Acomys russatus (golden spiny mouse)
Lineage: Eukaryota; Metazoa; Chordata; Mammalia; Rodentia; Muridae
Gene: Zbtb47
Product: zinc finger and BTB domain containing 47
Exons: 6
Coding region: 114-2279 (721 amino acids)
Biological process (GO): regulation of transcription by RNA polymerase II
Cellular component (GO): nucleus
Molecular function (GO): DNA-binding transcription factor activity, RNA polymerase II-specific; RNA polymerase II cis-regulatory region sequence-specific DNA binding; protein binding
Source: RefSeq, a predicted model, not a curated record
GGGCCCUGCGCCGGGGCGGCCCCCAGCGUGGCGCUUCAUGGAGCGGCCCGGGCCCGGCCGCCGGGGGCAGCGCGAUCCUGCGGGGCCCUGUGAGCUCCCAGUGCCGCGGCACCAUGUUGCUGGUUGAGAAGACUACAGACUCCCCGGCGGCAGAGUUCUCGCUGGUGGAGGACGUGGCCCUGCACUUCACCUGCUUGAUGGGCCGCCUGAACGAGCAGCGCCUCUUCCAGCCGGACCUGUGUGACGUGGACCUGGUGUUGGUGCCCCAGCACAGCGUGUUCCCCGCACACAAGGGUGUGCUGGCCGCCUACAGCCAGUUCUUCCAUUCGCUCUUCACACAGAACAAGCAGCUGCAGAGGGUCGAGCUGUCUCUGGAGGCGCUGGCGCCUGGUGGCCUGCAGCAGAUCCUAAACUUCAUCUACACAUCCAAGCUGCUGGUGAACGCGGCCAACGUGCAGGAGGUGCUCAGCGCGGCCUCGCUGCUACAGAUGGCCGACAUCGCAGCCUCCUGCCAGGAGCUGCUGGAUGCCCGGUCUCUGUCGCCCUCGAGCCCUGUGGCCCUGGCGCAGCCAGCUGCCAGCUGUGCCCCGGUGCCUCCACCACCCUACUACUGUGACAUCAAACAGGAGGCGGACGCCCCAGGCCUACCGAAGAUCUAUGCCCGAGAGGGCCCUGACCCCUACUCUGUGCGUGUGGAGGAUGGGGCGGGGACAGCUGGGGACGUCAGCUCUGCCACGCCUGGGCCGGCACAGCCGCUCUUUAAGGAGGAGAAGGAAGGAGCACCUGAGGAGGCUGAGGCCCCCAGUAGCCUGUGCAAGCUGGAAAGUAGAGAGGGGCUGGAGACAGAACUGGGUGCCUCCAGCACCUAUGGGCGCCAGGAGCAGUCACAGAUCAUUGUGGAGGUGAAUCUUAAUAACCAGACACUGCAUGUGUCCACUGGGCCUGAGGGCAAGCCAGGUGCCACUGUGGUACUAGGCCAGGGGGAUGGGAUGCAGGGACGACACUCGGAAGAGGAGGAGGAGGAGGAGGAAGGAGGAGGGAGUGGAGGGGAAGAGGAGGAGGAGGAAGAGGAGGAAGAAGAAGGAGGAGGCAGCCAUGGAGAGGAGGAGGAAGAUGAGGAGGAAGGGCCCAGCGAGGAGGAGGAGGAGGAGCCCAGCGAGCAGGAUGCUGAGAGUUCUGAGGAGGAGGCGGAGAGCAGGCAGGACCCUGCGGCUCCUGCUGGGUGUCAGGGCAGCCAGGUGGACCCUCCACUGCACAGCCGCAUGUCCACGCGGUCCCGGGGACAGAACACCAGGCGCCGAGCCACCCCAGAGCCAGAAGAGGCCGGCCGUAGAGGUGGGAAGAGACCCAAGGCCUCUGGGGCUGUUCCGGCAGCCCAGGCAGCUGAUGGGCUGGGGGCCAAGGUGAAACUGGAGGAAAAACAGCAGCAUCCAUGCCAGAAAUGCCCCCGGGUCUUCAACAACCGCUGGUACCUGGAGAAGCACAUGAACGUGACCCACAGCCGCAUGCAGAUCUGUGGACAGUGUGGGAAGCGCUUCCUGCUGGAGAGCGAGCUGCAGCUGCACAGACAGACCGACUGCGAGCGCAACAUCCAGUGCAUGACGUGUGGCAAAGCCUUCAAGAAGCUCUGGUCCCUGCACGAGCAUAACAAGAUCGUGCACGGCUAUGCGGAGAAGAAGUUCUCCUGUGAGAUCUGUGAGAAGAAGUUUUACACCAUGGCACACGUGCGCAAGCACAUGGUUGCCCACACCAAGGACAUGCCCUUCACCUGUGAGACCUGUGGGAAGUCCUUCAAGCGCAGCAUGUCGCUCAAGGUGCACUCGCUGCAGCACUCGGGAGAGAAGCCUUUCCGCUGUGAGAAUUGCAACGAACGCUUUCAGUACAAGUACCAGCUGAGGUCGCACAUGAGCAUCCACAUUGGCCACAAGCAGUUCAUGUGCCAGUGGUGCGGCAAGGACUUCAACAUGAAGCAAUACUUUGAUGAACACAUGAAGACGCACACAGGGGAGAAGCCGUAUAUCUGUGAGAUCUGUGGCAAGAGCUUCACCAGCCGCCCCAACAUGAAGAGGCAUCGGCGCACACACACGGGAGAGAAGCCCUACCCGUGUGACGUGUGUGGCCAGCGUUUCCGUUUCUCCAACAUGCUGAAGGCGCACAAAGAAAAGUGCUUCCGCGUCAGCCACCCGCUGCCCAGCGACCCUGCUGCCCUGCCCGCCGCGCACCUGCAGCCCACAGCCCCGCUGUUCCCCACGGCAGCCCCCAGGCUGGACACUAACUGA